Ceutorhynchus assimilis (cabbage seed weevil) is the source of this 584-nucleotide messenger RNA. Lineage: Eukaryota; Metazoa; Arthropoda; Insecta; Coleoptera; Curculionidae. The record is from the annotation of a GenBank genome assembly.
AUUUUUUCUGUAUUUUAAAAUGAGUAGACAACCAAAAUUGGCCCGCGUGGCGAGUCUCUGGACUAUUCAGUCCAUUAUAGGCGCUUGCCAGAUGGAUUUCAGCUGGAAUUUUCAGAACACCGCAAUCAUGUUCCAUCCACAAGACAUUCUAAUUUUGCUAUUUCUGGCCUGGAUGCUCAACAAAGGAUUCUCAAUUAAACAUUUCGGGUUGAUAAUUCCCUGGUUGUUUAUCAGUUUCUAUGUUUUGUAUUGCUACCAUUGGCAAAGCGUGGAAAAGUUGGGCAAAAGUUUGAGCGCUAACCAGCGCUACGCCUCCUCUACCAAUGUCGUGGCUUUUUACCUGCACUCUUUUGGACUCCUAUUGCAAGCGCUCAUUAUUGUCGAAAUUAGCCGACUGGCGUUGAAAUUGUGGGCGGAAAAUGACGAACGAAAAUAAAAAUUUCAUCAAAUUUUAUGUAGUUUUUUUUUUUGCACAGUGCGGUGUAAACGCACCCAAGACAUUUCAAAAAACCAUCAACAUUGGAAAAAAAUCCAAAAUAUAUUAACUGCCUAACAUAUAGGGUGACAUUUUAAAAUUUUACAAU